Molecule: messenger RNA, 699 nt
Organism: Armigeres subalbatus
Lineage: Eukaryota; Metazoa; Arthropoda; Insecta; Diptera; Culicidae
Exons: 3
Coding region: 13-699 (228 amino acids)
Source: RefSeq, a predicted model, not a curated record
CAGGUAGAAGUAAUGCUGAAUGGACUAAACAGUAUAGAGAAAAUGAUAAUAUUAAAAAGUGAUAAGGACUUCACGCCUCUCCUGGGGCGAGACUGGUUGGAGACCUUUUACCCUGAUUGGAAGUUAAAUUUCCAGAACUCAUCAAUCGUCAACAAUCUAAUACAAGUCAAAUUUCGAGAUGAAGCUUUGGGAUUUAAAGCUGAUUUGACACUUAAAUCAGAGCAACCGAUAUUUAAACGUGCCUACCAGGUUCCAUACAAACUAAAGGAAACUUUUUUGACUCAUCUUGACAUGCUUGAAGAGCAAGGGGUAAUUUCUCCUAUAAACGCCAGUGAGUGGGCGUCACCAGUGAUUGCAGUUCUGAAGAAAGAUGGAGAAAUACGUAUGGUGAUAGACUGCAAGGUGUCUUUAAAUGAGGUUAUUAUACCAGACACUUAUCCUCUACCGCUAGCGCAGGAUAUAUUUGCAUCACUUGCAGGAUGCAAAGUGUUUUGUUCGUUAGAUUUAACUGGGGCAUAUACACAGCUUGAGCUAUCUAAUCGUUCCAAGAAAUUCGUAGUGAUUAAUACAGUCAAAGGCCUUUAUACAUUCAAUCGUUUACCGCAAGGAGCAUCGUCUAGUGCGGCGUUGUUUCAGCAGGUCAUGGAUCAGGUCCUGAAAGGAAUCGAUGGCUAUUCACUGACCAUAAACCUCUACUAG